AUGGAUUUGCUUAAAGUGCUACCCAUAGGAACAGUUUAUUGUGCAUCUUCGGAAUGGAACAAUUUGUCAAAUGUUGCGGAAUCAAUUCAUCUCAAGGAUGGCAACAGAGAUACUUUUCGCGAUGAUUGCCAUUCUGGGCAUUACGAUGGAGUGUUAGUAAUAAUAAGAUGUGAAGAUGCUUACAAAGCUGGCUACGAUCAACUUGAUAUCAAUGCCUGCACUAUUAAAAGUAUCGCCGUCUCAAACUCCCCAGCGAAUAUUGGUAAUGCAACAGCUGAUGCUACUAUGUACCUCUUGCUUGAUUCUCUACGCCGAUCAUGGAUUUCUUCUUUGUCCAUUAGAAAUGGUAAAUGGCGUGGGCAUGCUGGGCUAGGACAUGAUCCGGAAGGCAAAGUUCUGGGGAUACUCGGCAUGGGCAAUAUUGGUAGUGUAGUAGCCAAACGUGCCGCAGCGUUUGACAUGCAUAUUCAAUAUUACAACCAAAAUCCUCUUCCCGUGGAAAGGACACCUCCAGGCACCAAAUAA
This is a messenger RNA of Botrytis byssoidea, 525 nucleotides long. RefSeq lists its product as uncharacterized. The record is from RefSeq and is a predicted model, not a curated record. The transcript is spliced from 4 exons. Gene Ontology annotation, molecular function: NAD binding; glyoxylate reductase (NADPH) activity; hydroxypyruvate reductase [NAD(P)H] activity. NCBI's taxonomy places the organism in Eukaryota, Fungi, Ascomycota, Leotiomycetes, Helotiales, Sclerotiniaceae. Bases 1 to 525 code for a protein of 174 amino acids. Gene Ontology annotation, cellular component: cytosol.